This is a messenger RNA of Erigeron canadensis, 729 nucleotides long. RefSeq names its product enoyl-CoA delta isomerase 2, peroxisomal-like. Lineage: Eukaryota; Viridiplantae; Streptophyta; Magnoliopsida; Asterales; Asteraceae. The transcript has a single exon. Gene Ontology annotation, cellular component: peroxisome. The coding region runs from base 1 to 729 and encodes 242 amino acids. Gene Ontology annotation, biological process: fatty acid beta-oxidation. The record is from RefSeq and is a predicted model, not a curated record. Gene Ontology annotation, molecular function: delta(3)-delta(2)-enoyl-CoA isomerase activity; enoyl-CoA hydratase activity.
AUGUGCACCUUAGAAAAGUCUGGGAACCUUUUCUAUUUAACACUCACCGGUGAUGGUGAUGGUGAUGGUGGCGUUGACCACCAGCAUCGCCUCAAUUUAACUAUCAUCUCUUCCAUUCGAUCAGCUCUCUCGGACGCCAAGUCCCAAGCCACACCCGGCUCGGUCCUUGUGACAAUUGCUCAUGGCAAAUACUUUUGUAACGGGUUUGACAUCAACCCAGACUCUCUUGACAUAAAUACACUUCUUCACAUCAAUUCAAUCUUCAAGUCUUUGGUCGCAGACUUCAUGUCCUUCCCGAUGCCCACUAUUGCUAUCGUUACUGGCCAUGCGGUCGGUACAGGACUAGCCCUUGCUAUGUGCCAUGACUAUGUUGUCAUGACACGUGGUCGAGGUGUUUUGUAUAUGUGCGAGAUCCACAUGGGGAUAUCAUUACCGGAUUUUGGGGUUGAGCUCAUCAAAUCAAAGGUGGCAAAGCCGGAUUCCCUAAGAGACAUUUUGUUGGGUGCAAAGAAGGUUAAGGCGGACCAGGGAGUGGCGAUGGGGCUAGUUGACGUGGCAUAUGACAGCACAGAGAAUGCGGUUGAAGGUGGAGUGCGCAUGGGACAAGAGUUAUCAAAGAAGAAGUUUGAUGGCGAAGUGUAUGCAGAAAUACGCAAGUCUAUGUAUCCUGAGUUGUGCAGAUUGUUGGGAUUGGGUUCCAAAAAUGUGAUGAUAAAGCCACGGCUUUAA